This is a messenger RNA of Etheostoma cragini (Arkansas darter), 925 nucleotides long. Its product is annotated as troponin C, skeletal muscle. The record is from RefSeq and is a predicted model, not a curated record. Gene Ontology annotation, cellular component: myosin II complex. The transcript is spliced from 6 exons. NCBI's taxonomy places the organism in Eukaryota, Metazoa, Chordata, Actinopteri, Perciformes, Percidae. Gene Ontology annotation, molecular function: calcium ion binding. Bases 230 to 715 code for a protein of 161 amino acids.
UCCAUCAGAAGAUUGUAAGAGGGCACAAACUAAAGUUGGAUUUGAUUGGCUGUCUCUUGUCUGAGGAGGGCCUAUUGUCCAAUCGUGAUGAUUUUUUGUAAAAGUGUAGUGGGAUGAAAGGGUACUUAUUGUGGGGAGUAAAGCCACCUGAGCUGUGUGGUCAAGAGACUCUCCUUCCCAGACGUCUGUCGUUUUUACUCGUGUCUGUUGUUCAGCACAGCCGGACGCAAUGCCCACUGACGCCCAAAGCGAUGCCCGCUCCUUCCUGACUGAGGAGAUGAUUGCAGAGUUCAAAGCUGCCUUCGACAUGUUCGACACCGACGGUGGCGGUGACAUCAGCACCAAGGAGUUGGGUCAGGUGAUGAGGAUGCUGGGCCAGAACCCAUCGAGGGAGGAGUUGGAUGCCAUCAUUGAGGAGGUUGAUGAGGAUGGCAGCGGUACUAUCGACUUCGAGGAGUUCUUGGUCAUGAUGGUGCAACAGUUAAAGGAAGACUCGGCUGGAAGGAGUGAAGAAGAGCUUUCAGAAUGCUUCCGCAUUUUUGACAAGAACGGAGAUGGUUUUAUUGACCGGGAGGAGUUUGGAGAAAUCCUCCACCUCACUGGAGAACCAGUGGUGGAGGAAGACAUCGAUGAGAUGUUCGGUGAAGGAGACAGCAACAAAGAUGGAAGGAUUGAUUUUGAUGAGUUUCUGAAGAUGAUGGAAAACGUCCAGUAAUGAGUCCGGCCCUACAUUCCUUGGUGACCUUUCCUCAGAGAGAAAACAAAGCAUGCCAUGUGAUGGAAAUGUGCUCAGAGCCAACUCUUAAUGCUAUAAACCCUGCGCAAUUAUGAACGUUAAGUUGUUCCUGAGCCGUCAAAAUGGAUACAAGUGAAAUACCUCCACCCCCGCCCUUAUUCUACUUCUCAUAUGAAACCCGGGGGCUCG